Messenger RNA from Brassicogethes aeneus, 1632 nucleotides. NCBI's taxonomy places the organism in Eukaryota, Metazoa, Arthropoda, Insecta, Coleoptera, Nitidulidae. The record is from the annotation of a GenBank genome assembly.
AAAAUAUAAUUUAAUAAAGAUUGAAUAAAUACAAUAAGCAACCGCUUAGUAUGUAUUAUUUUAAGAUUAAUCGAAAAAACAUUUAAAUAAUUAACAUUUUUUUGAAAUUGGCGGGUCAAUCUUAAGUCAAUUAGCAUAUCCGGCUUCCUGUAAAAGUGACAGAAAAACUUAAAGGUCAAAGAAUCGCAUAUUUUUUCUUAAGUCCGGAUAAUUUCUUUAAAAAGAUGACGGAUCUGGAAUCGCCUAGGAAAAACAAUGACUGCUAUUUCUACUAUUAUUCCACAUGUGCAAAAGGUGAUAGCUGCAUGUUUCGACAUGAACCGUCUGCGUUAGGCUGUGAAACAAUGUGUUCAUUUUGGAAGGAAGGAAAAUGCUUAAAUGUACACUGCAAUUUUAGACACAUGGAAUUGAGGAAAAAUCGUAAAGUAAUUCCUUGCUAUUGGGAAUCGCAGCCUGGAGGCUGUAAGAAACCACACUGCCCUUUUAUGCAUCAAAGUAAAACCGAUGAGGAGAAUAUGGAGAAGUCUGACAUAACUAAAGAAAAAAUGAAUGCUGACAUGGUGGUAUCAGAAAAAUGUCAGGCAAACGAAAACUAUAAAAAUUCAGGUGUGGACAGUCUAGUGGUGAAUUUCGAAGAAGAAUCUGAUACUGAAUUGGCUCCACCAAACUCGCCCAAUAAACAACAAAGACUUGUCAAAGUUAAAACUUUGGAGGAAAUUAAAUUGGAAAAAAUACAAGAAGAAUCAGCCGCAUAUUAUUCAUACACAGGCUACCAACAACCGAACAUGAACGCCGACAACCUAAGAAAGCGAAUCAUGGACCGCCUAGGCGAAAAAGUAUCAUCGAACCCAGCAUUUUCAAUGGAAAGGAGAGCCCAAAAACGAGAAACCGAAACGGAGCUAGAAAACAGACCCAAAAAAUUCAAGCAGGACGUCACGGAGAUAAAAAUAAAAACGCUGGCUGAAAUACGGGCGGAAAAGAGAAAGAACCAGCAAAAUUCUAGCUCUGGGGAGAAGAAAAGCAAAAUCGACGAGUCGGAAGUUACCAGCACGAGUGAUACAUCAGAAAGCACAAAACUAGAAGUGAGCCCCAAACGCAAGAUCAAGCUGCGCAGAAGACCCAUAUUGUUGGACAGCAAUACACCAAAUAGUACACAACCUGAAGAAAAUCCACCAGAAAAGACUGAAACGCACGAAAAUGUGGUUACAAACAGUGGUGAAAUGCCAGAAGAAAAAUUAUUUGAAACCGACUACCUUCUGGAAGAAAAAGAGAAAUCAAAGAAACGCCUAGAUAGAAGUGACAGUAACAAAACAAUGGAUGAUUUUCUUUUAGAUGAUGAUGAGGAUGAUGGCAAUGAAGUCAGUAUUAGAGCAGAAGAAGAUUUAUUAAAUGAAAUUGAUAGUAUAUUGGAUGACUAAACAUCUACUAUUUUUUUUAAUGAUAACAAACCACGUAGUAAUAAUUUACCCAGAACAUAUUCUUAUACAUGUUAUUUUAUUAUUAUAGUUAUUUUUAAUUUAUCUUAAUGAAUUGUUAGUUUCAUUGUUUUUACUUAGGUUCACAGAGCAUAACUUAUAUAUCAAAAUAUCAAAUGGUCUCAAAUAGUACCCAUUCUAGUACUUUAAUUAAUAA